UUGAUGUAUUGGCGCAGGUAGUCUAGUGUGGAAUGUCUUCAUGCUCGAGUGAUCAUCACAAGAUUUGUUUACAGCCUGACAAUGUUCCACUGUGUGUGAGCUUGACCACAAACCUGGACACAAUGGCGAACGAAGAAAAUGAUGAAAGUUGGAAUAUAAAAUUAAGGCAGGAUACUGAACAGGAAUUUUUCACCGAACUUGCGCUGCACGAAGCUGAACGUUGGAUACAGGCUGUGACCAGAAAGAAAUUCCUAUACCCAGAUGAUUUUAGAAAAUCCUUAGAGAAUGGGGUACUGUUGUGUGAAUUGUUGAACAAUUUGAAGGCAGGGUCGGUUAAAAGAAUUAACAAGCUGCCCACUCCAUUGGCCGGAUUGGACAAUAUUAAUGUAUUUCUCAAUGCUUGUAAAAAGAACUUUGGACUGAAAGAGAAUCAGCUGUUUGACCCCUGUGACCUCGAAGAUUUAUCCCAGCGAGCAAUAUCACAAAGUGAACACUCAUUGCAGCAAGAAGUUGGACGAAGAAAUACUAACGUUGCUAUAACAAUUUAUUGGCUAGGACGGAUAGUUGAGACCACUUGUAGUGGACCACACUUGGAUCAGUCAGCAUUUGCCGCUCUUGUUAAUAUUCAUAGAAAGGAUAUUUUAUCAGACAAACCAGUGCAACAUGAUUCUUUGGAAUGUAGUGGAUAUUCUAGUGCAUAUAGUUCACAUGACGGGAAAGAAGGACAGGGUGAUUCUGUAGACAGAAAACACAAUCGUGAUAGUUCAUAUGAUUCUUUUGGAUCUUACGGUCAUUCUCGAGAAUCUAGUUUAACAGAAGAACUGAACAUGCCUGUGGGAUCAGACAUGCGCCGCUAUGGGAGCACUAAUUCCCUGAACAGAAGUGGAGAAUUAAGAUUGUCUUCAAAUUUAGAUGCAAAUUCGUAUGAUGGAUAUCAUCAAAGUACCCCUGACUUGUCAAAUCCUCACACAAGGACUUCAUCAGUGGACAGUUAUGACGAUUCACAUGGGAAUCAUUCACGGCAAUCGUCAGAUAGUGUUGAUAUCCCUACUAGAACAACUAAAACUCAACGUAGGGUUAGCCAAUCAGAGGAUCCGUUAAAAUUUAUAAAAUUAAAACCGUCAAAAGAUUUAGCCAAACAAGCUGUAGAACAGAUUACAAUGGUUAAGGAGGAAAAACAAGUGAGGAAGACAAUAGAUAGAGAUGAGGAAGACUGGCAGUCAAAUUUAUCAAGUUGGAAGAACAGACGACGGAGGGUGUCUGCUGCUACCAUAGAAAGAGUGGAAGGAGCAGAUGAUAUAAAUAAAACUGAAGAAGAAAAGAAAAAGCCAGCAAAGACAUUUGACCAAAUGAAAAAAGAAAGAGAUAAAAGAAAAAGUGUUGGUCAGUUACCAGUACAUUUCUAUCCUAUAGAAGAUAAUGAAGACUUAUUAUGGGAUGUGAAGACCCCAUCCAAAGCUCCAUCCAAAGCUCCAGCUUCAGGAAUUAAAGAUGCUAUGUCUCGGAUAGAAGGAAAUCAAACAGAAUCUGAACCUAAAAAAACUCCAAUGUUGUCUGCCAAAAGCAGAUCAAAAUCUAUGGGCAAUGCAUUCACGGGAUCAGGAGUGUCUGCAUGGGCUGACAGAGACAAGGAACAGAAGGAAACAUCUUAUAAAUCAAAAACAGAAAACAGAAGUAGUCGAACAUUAGAUGAAAAUCAUAACGCUGAAAAACCACCAAAUCAAAGUGCACGAAGAUUAUCCAAUAAAUUCAGUAGUAUGUUGAAAAGUUUUGAAAGUAAGGAAGAUAAUGAGACACCGAAGGUCUACGAAAAACCACCAAGAAAAUCAUUCGAAUUCAGUAGUGUUGACGCAAAAUCGGAUAAAUUUAAGGAUCCUAAAAUUUUGGAUACACAAACUGCUAGAUCCACGUUAUCGCCACAAAAAAAGCCUGAGCCAACUAGGCCUAAGAAUUAUAUUGAAAAGGAUAUAAAAAUAAAGCAAAAGUCACACAAUCCAAAAGGUUUUGGAAUAACUGUUAUUGGUGGACAAGACAAGAAGCAGCCAGUGAUAAUUGAGAAAGUUAACUUAGAUUCAGGGGUUUCUAUAUUUGUAGAUGGUAGCGCUGCUGAUGUAUGUGAAGUUCAAGCCAAAGAUGAGAUCAUUUCUGUAAAUAACCGUGAUAUCGGCAUCAUGACACAAGCUAUGGUCCGCAAGGUCAUUGAUGAUGCUAACAAGAAAGGAGAGUUAGAAAUCCGUGUUAGAAGAUAUAAUGCAGAGGACUCAGAAGAAGAAGAAGAAGAUGAGGAGGAGGAUGAAGAUGACGAUGCUUUCCAUCCUUCUAUAAAUUCCUCUGUAGAACCUGACACCUCUUUCUCUACAAAGUCAACGUUCCAACCUUCACGGACAUCAUCGAGGGUAUCUGAGUCUCCGUCAACUCCUGAACCUACACAGAGGACAAGGUCAUCAUAUCAAACAUCAUCUUUAUCUCGUAGAACAGAAUCACCAUCUUCCCAAGACUCACCACUAAGGUCACAUGACCCUUCACCAGCCUCUAGAACUACAGAGUCACCACAAAGGUCACAUGACCCUUCACCAGCCUCUAGAAAUACAGAGUCUUCCUCCACAGAUGAGACACCACGAUUUGCAAGAUCUACACAUGAAUUCUCUGCAAGAACUAGACCUUCACCAGAGAAAACUAUUGAGAGGGCUCCACCAAAGGAGGAAGUUAUUACAACAACAGUCACAAAAGUCACAGAAUCCUCACCUAAGCCAAUUGAAAUGGAUACAUCACUACCUCCAUAUCAACGAAGGAGGCAGAGGCCCAAUUAUACCUUUAAUACACAAGAAGAUACAGAACCGAAGACAAGUAUACUGACAGAACUAGGACGUGAAAAAGAAUGGAUCAUGGAGCAAAUGUCAGGGGCUAAAUCAUCUACAAAUGAAGAGAAAGUCACAGAAAGAGAAGAAGUUGCCAUAGAAGAGCAGAUUAUUCCACAAUCCAAACCCACUGAGGAAUCUUCCUACCAUAGGUCAUACACAUCAUAUAACAAGACUGAAGAAGAACCAGUCACAAAAGAGGAACCAGUUCUACAACAGACCUCCCCAUCAUAUGAAAAGAUAGAGGAAGAAAAACCUACAAUAAGAGUUCACAGGUCAAGACCUCCAGAAGAGGACACAUCCAGGAGAGUAAGGGAAAUUCCUGUCACCAGAGCCCCAAAGCCUGAAGUGAACCACAUAGAUCUACCUGUACAUACACAUCACAGAGAAGAUAGACAUGAAGAUCUAAGUCCAAGCCAAUCAUCUGGUGGCUUUGGUCCACCAGAAAUUCUACGAAGAUGGCAAAGACCUCGUCCACGGUCUGAGUAUUCCAGUAGCAGUAGUAUUAAUAAUGAUGACAAAAGAUUAAGUGCUGCCUCUUUAGAUUCUACUGCUUCGUCUCCCAGAUUUCCUGAAGAUGAUAUUGCACAGAAUCAUAUGAAUGGUGCUAAACCUCAUGCAGUGGUUGGUCAGUCUGUUAUAUUAGAAUUCACACAAGAACCUUCCACACAGUCUUUUAACAUGUCUGCUCCAUCUCAGAGCAACAAUGCCUCUGGUUCAUCACUGGUCAUAGACCCCAGAAACAGAAUGGAUGAAAGUGAUGUAAGUCUUCCACAGUACAACUUCCAUUUCAAUAUAGGAGACAAUAGUUCCAAAGAAAAAGAACAGUUACAAUAUGACCUUGAAGCUGAAAGGGAGAGAAUUAGACAAGAAGAAAAGGAAAGGAUGGAAUAUGAAAGGAGACAAUGGGAGGAAGAAGAACAAAGAAGAAUCCAAGAGAAAGAGGCACAAUUGAGGGAGGAAGAGGAGAAACUUCAAAGAGAAAAGCAAAGGAUUGAGGAGAUGAAAGCUUCGAUGGAGCGUGAAAAGAUGGAAUUAAGUAAACAUCAGAAUGACAAUAGGAAUAGUGACCAAUAUAAUACAUAUAGUGAUAAUAAAUAUGGAAGUGAUAGAUAUUCAAGGUCAAGGCCAGAAAAUCAUAAUUUUUCUGCCUAUGCUAAUUCAAAUUCCACACCAAGAACAUUAGAUACUUCUUCAUCUUGGAGAUCUAGUCAUCCAAAAGAGGAACCACAGCAACGAGAAAAUUUGUCAAGGGAGGAUAUGUUAGCGAUGAAUAGGACGGCAAAGCCUUUUAGUAGGCGACCUGAAAAUGAACAGCAAAACAAUGCAAAUGAUAAUCAUGUUCAAAGAGACAAUUUAUCAAAAGAGGAUAUACAUGGUUUAAACUAUGCUCCAAGACCAAAAAUUCGUAGUUCACAAGACUGGAUACAAAAUAAUGAUAGCGGAAGUAAACAUUCUUCAAGAUCUGAAAGUCCUAAUGAACAUUGGUUAAUAGAAGAGGCUGAAAGACGGAGAAAGUCCGGUCACACGCCUGGCUAUCAAACAGGACCAAUUCAACCAAAGAGUGAUAUUUUAUCUAAUCGUUGGCAGAACGACAGACAUGGUCAACCUUCUGGGUCAGUGUCCCCUCAGAACACUAGGAGUUAUGAAGUUAAACAGUUUAGUGCUAAAUCUCAAAACAAAUUGAAUCAGACACUUCCAGCAAAUUUUAGUAUUGGAAAUAUCAAACCAAAGCCUAUGCCUCCUGUACCCCCAAAACCAGGACGUAACUCUAACAGCAAUUUCUCAUCAUCAACUAGAGCUCCAUCAAACUUGUCAUCACCAACGUCACCUUCAUCGCCAAAAAGUUACGCUGAACAAGUUGUAGCAGUCAGUGGUAAACAGCUUUGUUCACAUUGUAGUCAAGAGCUAGGUUUUGGAGCAGCCAUGGUGAUAGAGUCUCUAGGUUUAUACUACCAUGUACAGUGUUUUAAAUGUUGUGUAUGUCACUCAGCCCUUGGUAAUGGAGUACAAGGGGCUGAUGUCAGAGUUAGAGUCAACAAAUUACAUUGUCGCAAUUGUUAUAGUAAUGAGGAAGCUGGAUUGAAAUUCAGCAAAGUUUGAUAGAGAACACCAUAUCACCAUGUGACAACUGCAUUUGAACAAAAAAUAGGAUAAAUCAUAUUAUACAUUAAUAGACACAGUCAAGAUAGUAUCAUGAAAAAGUCUCCAUCCGAGGAUAUCCAGAAGCUGUAGGGUUAUUCCUGGGGAAACAUCAGAGUAAAUGUUGAAUCAACAUGGGGAUGUUGAGUGUGCUGUAAAAACACAAUUAAUCAUACAUGGAUUAUUACAAUAUUUAAAAAAAACAACAGAUUUGAAAUACUUUUAUUUAUACUGACAACAUCUUCAUAUUUCUGAAACAGUAUUCUUAGUAAAAACAUAUGUUAGACAUUGAUCGAAAAAACCAUGUUACACAUAAUGUAAAAUAUUAAUUAAUAAAAUGACAAUAAAAUAUAUAUUUCAAGAUUCGAGAGUUGCAUAUUUAAAAACAUGAUUAGAGAUCGAAUUCAGAAUAUUAUAUAUUUAGAUUAAUGGUUGAUUUUCAUUGGUUGAUAGUUACUCACAUGUUAUCCGAUCAAUUAUGUUAUAUCAGUUCACAUUUCUUAUAGUCUGUUGAUUCUCCCCAUUGCCUCAUUGUUUUGCUUUCAAAUUGGUAAAAAUUAGAUAUAGCAGUUAACCAGGAGUUUAUAUAUUUUGAAAUCCAGAAAUAUUCCUGGCCUUGUAGGUAUGAUAAGGUUUUAUGUUCUAAAGAAAUUAAAUUGUUUUAGGUAAAUAGUGUUUCAGGGCAAUCAGAUUUCUUGAAACUACAUGAACAAUUCACAAAAGUUAGAAGGUGAUCUGAAAUAAGUUAGAAAAAAGAUCUUAAGAAUGUCAUGAAGGUUAUUUUAUAAAAAUGGAAAGUGGCUAUUUUGUGCAUGCAUGCUAAACAUCAAAUAUGAGGAAGAAAACAGGAAUAUAUAUAUAUUAAUAAUUGGUUUAUCUAAAUUGAUAUAUAAAUAGAAAAUACAUUACUUCUGUGGAUUCAUUUAUUUUCAAUGGGUACCAACUUUAUUGGAUUGAGGAAAACAUACAUUUUCAUGGAUAUUUGAUCUUGUGAUUUGCCAAAGUCUGCAUAUAUUCCUAUGGAAAAAUUGUAUUCCAUUGGACAUUUGAUUUCAUGUCUCCUGGGUGCCUACAAAUCUAAGGAAAUUGGUAUCCAUUGAAUAAUAAUGAUCCAUAGUAUACAAGUUUCAGUUCUUGUUUCAUUUCCAAUAAAUUAUAUCCGAUUGUUAUAAACAUGGAUGCAAUAAAAAAUGUAUGUGCCUUCAUCUAAAUCAUUGAAUUUGUUUGUUUUGUGUUUAAUGGAUAACUAUGUAUGUGCUUUUAAUUGACCAAGUGUUGGAUGUUAACUUUGUGAAUACACAGCAUUAUGAGAAAAUAUAUAAUCAAAUGUGUGGUAUGUCCUAUUAUAUGACUUGUGGUGCAUAUAUAUACAUGUGUCAAAGAAAAAUCUUGUUAGCUGUGAUCAAAAGUGAGAUGUGAAUUUUUUACACGACAUGUUUAACUCUGUAAAAUGUUUAAGUAUAUAUCAAUAUAUUCAUGAUUGUGUCUCCAUUUUAACUCCAUUUUACAUAGAGUCAAUUUUAUAAAUAGCAUUGUAUGUAUAUUUAAAUGUACUAAAAUAACAUUCCUUUUAAUAUAUAUUGUUUAAAUGGGAAGCUGCAAUCCACUUUGUGUCCAUAUAUUUGAUGAUUGUGCAGAGGAAUGACUGUGGGUGGAACCAUAUGUGUUAACGGAUUUCAAAGCUGUAGGAAAUUUGUUUUUUAGAAUAUAUUUUUUUAAAAUAAAUAUAAGUGCUUAAGUCUUGGAUGAUAGUUUGCAAGUGAAUGAAAAAUGUGAUUUGGGUUCUCAGAUUUAGUUGUAGAACAAAUUGAAGGUUUUAGCUCCAUAAAUCAACAUGUAGGUGUUUCCCUUUAUGAAGACAAUGUAUACAAAUAUAAAAAAUAGUAAUGAUCUUUUUAUGAAGUAAACUUAUGAAUUUGUUAUUGUCAACUUGGUAUACAAUUUAAAUGAACUCGAUAAAACUGAAAUUUAUUGUUCCAAAGAUAUGUAUGAGUGAUAAAGAGUAAACAAAGUGUAAUGAAUGAGGAAUGCAUGUUGAAUUGGUAAGUUUGCAAAUAUCUAAAUAUCUGUGAAAGUUUUUCAACAUAUAUGUACAGUUCAAAUAGUGAAAACAAAAUUGCUGUUAAGGAUUUACAGUAUAGUUGACAUAGAAUAUAUAUCCAUGACAUUGUAAUUAAAUCAGUAUAUUAUAUAUGAGAAAUUAUGAUAGUGGUCAGGAACUAACUUAUUCUGUUAUGACCAAUAUGAAUUUGCUACAUUUAAGAAAUUAUUAGUUUGUUGCUUAAAGGUGAUAAAUCCUCAUUAUUAAAAAAAAGAUGGGACCAUUAUAUUACAUAGGUUAUUACUUAAUUUGACUUUUCAUUCCAUAUCAUAACAAACUAUAGUUGUAUGUUAUUGCGGUCUUUAGAAAUGAAAUAGACUACAGUAUUUAUAUCAGUUGCUGGAAUUGAAUUUCAAAGUGUCUUGUAGAAAUGUUAUCCAUUUUUGCUCAUUUAUCGUUUGUUCCUGUAGAAUCAGGAUGUCAUUGUCUCUGAAUCUUGAUCUUUUGAGAGAAUAUUCAUUUUACUGGUCUGAUGCUUUAAUAAUUUGAUAACACAUAUGAUUUUAUAAAACUGGGAUAUCUGUAAUUGAAAUGGAUUUAAACAUUGGAAUAUCAAAAUUAUUUGAAGUAGAAUGAUACAUAGUUAUAGACUUUAUAGUAUCAUAUAUCAUCUUUUGUAAUAAAGAACUUCCUUUAGUUUAUCUCUCUUCAAAAACAUUUUUUUAUGCAUUAAAUAUUAAAGAAAUAUUUAAUUAGUAGUGAGGAAUUUGUCCAUUCUUUUGAUGUUUCAACACUUGAAUUUGCCGUUUAAUUAGGGACUAUAAGUUUUGAAUUUUCCUCUGAGUUCAGUAUUUAAGUGAUUUUACCUUUAAUACCAGACAUUGAAAAAACAUUAGGAGUAUAAAAGCAAAAUUUGAAUUGUAUUCCUUAAUCAAGAAUCAUUUCUCCCCAUAAAAGCAUGUUUACUGAAGUCUUCCUUCAAAAGAUCAAGCUAUCUUUGUAUCUCAUACAUUGCCAUAGAACAAUUUAUGUAUUGGCUUAUUUAUUAUUAAUAUUGUUAUAAUUCAUUACAAUCAGAAGCUUGCUGACAUAGUGCAGCAAUAAAUAUUGCAAAUAAUAUCAAAUACAUUUUAUGUAUGAAAUAAUAAUAAAAUGUAUAAACACAA
This is a messenger RNA of Mytilus trossulus (common blue mussel), 8207 nucleotides long. Its product is annotated as LIM and calponin homology domains-containing protein 1-like. Gene Ontology annotation, molecular function: protein binding. The coding region runs from base 33 to 4961 and encodes 1642 amino acids. The transcript is spliced from 22 exons. Lineage: Eukaryota; Metazoa; Mollusca; Bivalvia; Mytilida; Mytilidae. Gene Ontology annotation, biological process: regulation of cell adhesion; regulation of signaling. The record is from RefSeq and is a predicted model, not a curated record.